ACUUUCUGUACAAAUAGAAAUACAUCUUCUGCUAUUGUAGAAUCUAGUUCUUGUCCCGCUACCGCUCUUGUAGUUUAGCUUGAAACUACUCUUCUUGUCUCUAUACGCAUUUGUUUCUGGAAGGUUUUUGAUCUUUUUCUUUUCUUCGAGCACAACUCAGGCCCCAGUCACAAAGCAAGAGAUCACGACCAUGUACGCCCGAACUAAGGCUGGCAACAGCAGCACCACCGCCGGCAUGUCUUUGCCGCACCACGACCUUCCCCUCAUCGCUUCCGCCACCGUCUCCGAUUUUGGCAGCAGCGCCGAAUUGGACCCGGAUCGAACGGGCACUAGCAAGCGACGCACCACCUCCCAGUUCUGCGGCUGCGGGCGGAGCCGACCCAAGUCGGAGCUACCCGCGAAGAUGGAUUUAAAAGAGAAGCAGGAACUUGCCUCCACCUCGAAUCUCUCGGAGCAGGAAGUUGAGGCCUUGUACGCCCGGUUCCGGCGUGUCGCCUGCCCGAACAAAACCAUGACCAUCCAGCAGUUCCGGGGAACGUUGGGGAUACUGGGGAUGAGCCAGAACAAUUACUUGCCCGACGCGCUCUACCGGGUGUUCACCGGCGGAACGGGGGAGGAGUUGACGUACGUCCAGUUCAUCCAGCACUUAGCGAUAAUGCUGCGGGGCACGACGGAGGAAAAGUUGAUUUUGUCAUUUUCUCUUUCCUUAACGUCCGACGGAAUUGACGUAGGGGACCACGUGGUCGGGGAAGAACAUAAUUUGGUGUCGCAAUUCUUGGAAACAAACCAGCAGGAACCGAUUACGACGAUCGCCACCGGAAAUAUUAGCAGAACAGACGCUACUAGCAGUUCUAGCAUGAAGAAAACCGGCGUACCAGGUGGGCCGACUGUAUCAUCUUUGGCGAAGCAAGUCAGCUUCAAGACGACAACGUCGGCGGGAUUGUCGCCUGACACAGCCAGUGGUGGGGCUGCUGGAAUUGUAUUUGGCUCCCCCGAUAGAAAUGCUGGUGCGCAGCAGGAUAGUUGUACUACCGCCCUGGAUCAGAGAACCAAUACCUCGGAUAGUGGGCAACCUGCCCUACAGCAAGCAGGAGCUGUACAACAAGCUUCGCAGCCUCCCCCACCGAGCCAGAGCGACUCUUCUCCGCCGACAUCAGGCCCGACAACAUCUGCCCAUUAUGGAGGUGAUUCACAAAUAAACUCGAGACCGCCGCAGUUACCAGCCUCGUCCUCCUCUACUCUCCCCACAGGGUCGAAGCCCAUGCGCAGUGCCGCUUCGCGCUUGCAAAAAAAGAUGCGGCUGGGGGCGCGGCAGGGGCAAAACUACGGGAUUCGGUUGGCGCAGUUUCGCGAGCUAAUCCGCGCGAUUGACCAGACGACAAACUCCUUGCUCCCGGCGGCGUUCCAGAAACAGAUUUCCGAAGAAACGAUUGAGGAACUGUUCUACAGAAUCGCGGCAAACGACUUCCCCGCGAGGAAUGCGGCGCGCUUACGAGGGCGGUACUCCGCCGCACCGUACGGCAGGACGGCGAGGUCGACAUCCAUGGUGCAGGCGGGUGGAGACGGCGGGGGUUUGCUCGCUUUGGUAGAUGAUUUUUUCACGAUGAAGAUUAUUUGUCCUCACUCCUGUAGUCACAAUGUCGCUGUCGUGAUGUCGGUGCUCAUAUUCUAGCUCUAUAAUACAAUAAGUAGUAAAAGAACACAUGACCGCCUCCCUGAAUGCCUCCAACUUCCGUAACCAAACGCAUGAUCAGGCCGCCGACCCGCGCCGCCCGGGAACUCCUACCUACCCUGCGGUUUACUACUCCAAACGUUCUUCGCCAACCUCUACUGACGGCUCCAACAUCUAUUUCCGAAGCAAGGACACGGCGAUCUCCGCGCUGCUCGGGACGACCUCUAGUGCUGGUGGCGCCCCGCCACGGAAAGAAAACGAACCGCAAGCUCGCAUAAGCUACGAUCCGGGCGGAGGACUUGCAGAGCAACAGCAGCCGAUACCGGGUACAACUACAGCAGCAGGAGUAAAUAAUCCAAACACGACGGCGAUGAUGCUUGCGACGUCCUCUGGGGAAGAGACGGAUGAAAAUUUCUUCGGAACCAUGGCAAAUAAUCACACUUCUUUGUCCCGACCCGAUUUUCGCGCUAAACCCGCGAUGAUCUCCCUCGAGGCGUACAAAAACGCCGUCAAGCACUGUCCCGAAUUCCUGGAGUUGAUCGGGCUACUCCCCUCCACGGCUGCGCUGAACGCGAACGAGCCUCUGCCACCCCAGCAAUUCCAGCACAACGAACAGGUGUGGAAAAUCCACCAGCCGACCGAAUUCUGGUCUUUGUUGUUGGAGCUCCGGGAGCAAGUGCAACGGUUGCAGGCCCUACAGGAAGUAGAGGGAGAGGGCGAGCACGACUAUAAUUUCGCCGGUGGGGGGAGCGGAAGCAAAAUGGCGAUUGAAACAGACACUGACGCUGAGCUGGAACCGCAUUCAACACAAGCACUGGAAAUAAAUCACGACCGUUCAUCAUCGGAUCUAGUUGUUGGCGCAAACCACCAGAUGAAGUCAAUCUCAGUGGACAACAACAAGAAAUCUUCACAGAGUGAUCUGGUUGCCCCGAACCCGAAUCCGCGCGACACGGUGGGCGAUCCCGAUUCUGAGGCUC
Amoebophrya sp. A120 is the source of this 2649-nucleotide messenger RNA. The record is from the annotation of a GenBank genome assembly. NCBI's taxonomy places the organism in Eukaryota, Dinophyceae, Syndiniales, Amoebophryaceae.